Molecule: messenger RNA, 2630 nt
Organism: Amoebophrya sp. A120
Lineage: Eukaryota; Dinophyceae; Syndiniales; Amoebophryaceae
Source: the annotation of a GenBank genome assembly
AUGGUGAUUACGUCCGAGCAGAUCGGCGCCGCCGAGGGCGCCUUCGAGAAGAUGCCGCUGUCCGAGAAGAUCGAUGCCAUCAAGGCGCUCGCCCGCGCGGAGCGGUCCGCUGCCGCCAACCCCUACGGCUUCCCGCUGUCCAGCACUGGUACUACUUUAAAAUAGAAGUGUAUGUUUUUUCGACUGCUCAAAGGUAGGGAUUAUGUUGGUUGUUGCAGGUGGAGAUGUUGACAAGUGGUAUUGGAAAGCACCAGAUUUCAUUUCGAAAGCUGUACACUAUUCUGCUGAACAUCGAAAGGGAAAAAGAAUCGCGGAGCAUGAUGAUCAUAUGAUUGUUUUGCAGAGACUUUUUAGAGACAGAAACAGUCAUCUGGUACUUCCGCAUUGACUUUUCACGACGCUUCUUGAAAGUGCAGAUGGAAACGUACCUACACUCAGGUAUCCCGAUCGUCCAGGGCAUGAACGACGACAGCGUGUUGGGCUCCCACGACAUCGUCGGUGUCACCUUCGUACGCGCUGUGAAAGCUGCCCUCUCUUGGUUCUUUCUCAUCGGUUCUUUAAAGUAACUGUCCCUGUCUGUUGUUUGUAACGAGAAGUUGCGAAAUAGUAAGUGCGGACCGGCGCAGUAAGUAAGUAAUCAUGCUUGUCGUUGUGGACUGGUACAAUAAUAAGUUCACGUGCUGUAUCACAGAGGGGCUUUUGCAACAAGUGCAUAUCGGUGGAUUGCGUGCGCGUCCAUGUUGGCGGGUUCCGUGUUCUUCUUCUCCGAGCGGGCCACCGUCCCAGAAAAGUGGAAGACCUCCGUCACCGUCGCGGGUCUCGUUACCGGCAUUGCCUUCUGGUAUGAAAGUUUAGUUUCUGUAAAAACAUGACUCAUGAACAUGAUGCAGAUGAACAACAAACCUAGCGAACUUCGAUGAGGUCGUGACUUGAUUUUUUCAAGAACACCCUGGCACAAUCAAGAAGAUAUGUGGACAAAAUAAUCAGGAACUACUGCUUCAUGCGUGAGUCAUGGGUCGAGACCCAGACCUCCCCAACGGUGUACCGGUACACGGACUGGCUGAUCACUGUGCCACUGCAGAUCAUUGAGUUCUACCUGAUCCUGAAGGCCGUCCUGCCCAACAUCAGCUCCGCACUGUUCUACCGCCUCAUGGCCGAGUCCGUCCUCAUGUUGCUGUGCGGCUGGGCCGGCGAGACUGGAAUCGUCUCCGUCCUUUGCGGCUUCAUCCCGGGUAAUAGCUGGUUUUAGUUUUUCUGACAAGCAGUAGUUGAGGAACUGAAGAAAAUUUCUCUCCCUUGUCGUGCGAUGCAUCGUCGUAUUUAUUAGUCUCAGAGUAGAAUUGCAGUUGCAUUGCAGUCAUGUUUAAAGUAGUAGCCGCAUUAGUAGCUUUAGAUGGGGAGUACGCAAUGAAAGCUACACUUGGAUGGGUGCGAUGAAAAAAAUUGCAACGACGGCACAAAAUCCUCGACAUUCACAGGUAUGCUGUGCUGGUUCGCCCUCAUCUACGAGAUGUUCACCGGUGAAGCUGGUCAGUUGGCUGCUGUAUGAGAUGAAACGUCGGCGCGCUCGCACAUGGCUACACCACCGAGUGAAAUUGUUAGCAGGAUAGGAUUUUAGUUUGCAUUGCAAUCAUCGACUCGGCGGAUGUUGGGGGCAUGUGAAAAAACCGGGCACAUUGGCAUUUCUACUCCGCUUGUCAGAAACACGCUGCUCCUUGCGCCGACCGCUUAUGCUUGAAGCGGAAGAUGUAAUCUGGUAACUUCUGGCUUUAAAUAAACGCAUGGUGGUGUCCUGCUAUCCAUGUGCUCGCGACCUCAUUUUCCGCUGCAUAGCCUGGCUGCGGGAACAAGGCGUGCCUCUCUGCCUUCAACACCAUGCGCCUGAUCAUCACCGUUGGCUGGUAUCAUCAUGUUUCUUUUCCUAUGGUGCCAAUAGACACGUGUAAUAACUGGAGAAGACCACAUGCUAUUGUCUUGUCGACGACACAGAGUUCGUCCUGCACAAACAAAUUUGGUAUCAAGAAGUACUUGUGAGAAACUUUAUAAUUGAAUCAAAACAGGGCCAUCUACCCGUUGGGCUACUACCUGACCUUGUUGGGCCCCUUAUGAAAGAUGACUGGACCCCCCCUCUCUCCAAGAUUGAUUCCGAGGGAAUCAUUGAGCACCGCGUUUAUUGAGCUCUGGUUGGGCAUGCCGCGGUGCAAAAAUCUGCAGAACGCUGCCUUUGAACUAAAGCAUUCGAACUACCGUUUGAUCUUUCUGCAUGUGAGCUAAAAGAGAUUUCGGGGGAGAGGGCUGCUGUCCACUGGCAUAUUCCACCGCCACCUACCACGAGCAGUCCGUCAUCAACAUCAUCUACAACAUCGCGGACUUGGUCAACAAGCUCGCCUUCGGUACUCUAAAGAUUCAGUUGCUCUCUGUGCAACAGUGACAUUUUCAUGCCUUACACUUUGACUUUUUGCUUGCGAGUAAUAGUAUUACGUAGCAGCUCGUUUUCAAUCAUCAGAAACGUGCGUGGUUGAAUUGUUAUUACUUUCAUACCAAUGUGUUGAAAACAAAAUUACAAUUCCACGAACCAACUUCCAAAAACAGGCUUGUGCAUCUGGGGUGCCGCCAUCUCUGACAAGUAA